This is a messenger RNA of Fusarium sp. VM40, 2025 nucleotides long. The record is from the annotation of a GenBank genome assembly. NCBI's taxonomy places the organism in Eukaryota, Fungi, Ascomycota, Sordariomycetes, Hypocreales, Nectriaceae.
AUGACAGAACUCGUCGGUAACUGGCUCCGCUUUACGACUCAACAACCGAAACGAAAGCGCGCUGAGGCCGUCUGUUUCUUUUGUCAUUCUAAAAAAAUCAAAUGUGAUCUGCAGAGCCGAAGCUCACAGGGCCAUACGCGAUGCUCCAACUGUGACAACCAGGACCAGGACUGCCAUCAAAGGCCGUCUAAGAGAGGCAGGCAGCGCCGCAGAGCGCCCACUCAAGCAGAACGUGGUACUGAGUCUGAAAUCAUUGUCCAGGGUGGGGACGAUGUGGGAGAAGACAGAUCAGAACCGCCCAAUGCUACAAUCAUCGAGUUUGGAAACGAUGUAAUAGAUCAAGGAAUGGUCGAGUCACCAGCCUCUGCAGUUGCCUCAACACCAAGGGUAGUAUUUGCUCUGCCCCCAACUGAGCCUCCUCCCGAAGUCGCCAUCACUCAGCCGACCCAAGCGGACACUUCACCAACAGAAGGUGCCGGCCGCAGUCAUGCAGGCGAUGUCGAUACCGGAUUCCUCCAAAUCUACGGGCCUGAGAACCAACUCGAGGCCGAGCAGCAAGAGCUAGUCGCCAAUCUCGAGCUUCGAAAUCCAGCAUCGGAUCCCCGACAGCAAGAGCUUCAACAAAGCUUUUCCGAGACGUAUUUCGAAUACUGUUACCCGUGGUGUCCCGUUCUUGAUCGCCAGACACUCGAGUCCGAACUUGAGAGGUCUCCCAUGCUUGCGAAUGCCCUUGCACUUGCUGCAAGCCAUAUACAACCCCCUCUGAUCCCUCACGAAGGGCCGGCUUCAUACUAUAAGAAAGCGAGAAUGAUGUUCUAUGAGGAUGAAGAGCCGGAUAUACUUACGGCACUCAAAGCCAUUUCUCUGUUCUACUGGUGGGCGCCUCGUUCACCUGCUACAGCUCAUCGCCAUGCGUCUUGGUGGUGGACUUCUGUCAUCAUAAGGCAUGCACAACAGAUGAACAUUCAUCGUGAACCUCAAGGAGACUCGACAGUAUCUAGUGAGCUUCAUCUCAGCCUAAGGAGGCGGUUAUGGUGGACUGUGUUUGCACGCGAGCGACUCACAUCUCUUUGUCAGAGCAAACCAUGCAUCAUCUGCCCAGAAGACAUGACGAUCAAGGAAGUUCAGCCGGCCGACUUCCCAAGCGAUCCCGCAUCACAGAAGAAAGGCCGUAUCUUCAAGUAUUGGGUUCGUCUCAGUGGUAUUAUGGGAAAAGUCUCUAAGGCGUUGUCGAUGUCGGUGGACUCGACCUCUGCUCCUUUUCCCACAGAACUGAGACAAGAGCUCGUCGAAUGGGUUCAGUCAUUACCUCCAGACCUUCAGCUUCCAAUUGGAUCAAGCCGUACUGAAUCGUUUGAUCGCGACGUCCAUCAACUGCACCUUCCCUACCUCACGACCAUUAUUGUUAUGCAUCUCCAAAGGACGACCCCGGAUCUACCACAAGCUCUUCCGCCAGCCAUUUUGGCUGCUUCGUGUAUUGCCAGGAUUCUUCGGGAUAUCUUAUCUCGCGGAAAUGCACGUUUUCUCAUGGCCAUUACAUGCUGGUACUGUGGCACAGCUUUUAUUGCCCUUCUCCAAGCGACUCGAAUCAAGCAGUUCUCAAAGGAAGCUGAAGAUGGUCUGGAUAUAUUGGACCAGGCAGUCGGUCAGCUUCAGCUUAUGUGGGCAUCUGCCAACACCAUACGACAAGGCUUUGAAAGACUCCGUGCGUUACCUCGCACCAUGAUGCACCCUGGCAGAAGCAGAGCCAGUGAGCCGGGUGAUCCGUAUAGCGGUACUCGAGGAGCGUCAAGCACGUCAAACGACUUUGACUGGCCACGCCUGUUUCCAUUUGUGACGAGAUCGACUAGUCGGAUCGCAGAUUGUCUUCUCGCCGAUAAUGAGUUUGGCACCACGAAUACCGCCCUACCUUCACCAGAGAAUGCGAUAUUCCACGAAGAUUUACUCAACCGGUAUCAGGAUUUAUUGGAACCUUUUAUUGAUUAUAACUUCGAUUUCUCGAAUAUCAACUUAGACAUUUUGUAG